GAGAUAUUUUUUAAAUCUUGGAGCUCAAAAUCUAUAAUGACAGUAGACUUAUUUUAAUUUCACUUGUAUUUAGAUCACCAGGAAGAGUAUUGUUUGCUCGAAGCAUUUCCGGCCUGAGGACUACAAGUACACACCGGUAAGGAGGACCCUCAAGCAAGGAUCUGUGCCAUCCAUAUUCCUUGGAACUUGGAAAAUAUUAAGUCCAGAAAAGCACCAGCCAUCCGUCAUCCACUGAUGCCAAAACAAGUAAUUUCAUGGGAAAGUCCUGAAAAUGCAAACUCCAUGUCAGAUUGUGACCCUCAUGCAGAAGGCGAGCACCAGUUGUCAGCUCAGACCAAGACAGAUAUCAGUCUGUUUGAUUCACAGGUGCUUCUAAAAAGAAUUCAAGAGCUUGAGGAGGAGAAAGAUUUGUUAAGACAACAGCUCAUCCUUGAGAGAUUUGGACUGGAAAGAUUUGCUGGAAAUGAUGAUAUGAUCCAGUACUACGCAUCUUUUCGUAGCUAUAAAUUGUUCAAACAGUUCUUUGACUUUGUAAAACCAAGUGCCUCCAAUAUGUGCAGUAUGUAUUAUACAUGCUCAAAUGCCCGUUCUCUUGCAGGUAGACCAAGAAAUAGGGCCCUUAUUGAUGAAAUGUUCAUGUUUUUUGUACGCCUUAGGCUUGGUUUACCAGAACAGGAUCUUGCUGUUCGUUUUAACUGCCAUAUUUCGACUGUUAGUCGAAAAAUUAUCACCUGGGCAGAUUUUCUCUAUUUUGUUCUUGGAUCAGUUCCUAUCUGGCCUUCCAGAGUGACAGUAGACAGACACAUGCCUCCUGAGUUUCAGAUAACUUACUUAUCUACAAGAGUCAUUUUAGAUUGUACUGAGCGCAGGAUCUAAAUUCCCUCAGCUUUGGUGUUAAAUUCCAUGUUUUACUCCCAUUACAAGAGCUCUUGCACUCUGAAAGGUCCGAUUGGCAUUGCCCCAAAUGGUGCUAUUACCUUUGUAUCUAAUUUGUACACAGGUGUCAUGUCAGAUGUUGAAAUUACUAAACUGUCUGGCAUUCUAGAUUUGCUGGAACCUGGGGACAGUGUUAUGACUGACAAGUGUUUACUAUUGCCAGUAUACUGAGUGAGAAAGGUGUUGGUCUGAACAUUCCUCCAUUUCUGUAUUCCUCUGGACAGUUCACGCCUAGUGAAGUAUGGGAGACACAGUCCAUUGCAUCCCUUAGGAUUCAUGUAGAAAGAUUGAUCAGAAGGGUUAAAGAGAAUCACCUGUUUGAUUCUACAGUCUCUCUUGCUGAACUGGGCAGCAUUAAUCAGUUGUGGACUGUAGCAUGCAUUA
Haliotis rubra (blacklip abalone) is the source of this 1320-nucleotide messenger RNA. RefSeq lists its product as uncharacterized. The transcript is spliced from 2 exons. The record is from RefSeq and is a predicted model, not a curated record. The coding region runs from base 235 to 876 and encodes 213 amino acids. Lineage: Eukaryota; Metazoa; Mollusca; Gastropoda; Lepetellida; Haliotidae.